Molecule: messenger RNA, 2678 nt
Organism: Brassica napus (rape)
Lineage: Eukaryota; Viridiplantae; Streptophyta; Magnoliopsida; Brassicales; Brassicaceae
Product: plant intracellular Ras-group-related LRR protein 5-like
Exons: 3
Coding region: 869-2443 (524 amino acids)
Molecular function (GO): protein binding
Source: RefSeq, a predicted model, not a curated record
AUUUUUAGGUGAGAUGUAAGUUAUAAUUAGUUAAAAUAAUUAAAUAUACCAAAUUUUAUUAUAACUAAAUAUUAUAUUUUAAUAGUCGGUGAAAAUAGUAUAUAUUUUCUUUUGUAAUAUUAAAGGUGAAAAAAUGACACUAUAAUAAGUGUUUUUAUUUUGUAUUUCUUAACAAAUAUAAAGUGUCUGUGAUAUAAAAAUUAAAUUUUAUACUUUUUAACUGAGAUUAUAAGGAAUAAUUAGCAUACAAUUAUAGAAAGAUAUGUCAAUAAUGUAACUGUAUACAUAAUUAUAUAAAAUAAUGUGUUCUAUUAAUAAAAUAAAAGGUUAAAAUUCUAAAAAGAAAAAGGUUCAGAUUAUCCAAUAACACACAAAAGAAAAUUUUGAUAGAAUACUGUUGAAAGGAAGUAAGCAAACUUAAUUUUGAUAUAAACCCAAAAGAAAAGAAUAAUUAUUAUCAUUUAUAUAACAGUUGCCUAAUAUAAAUAUUAGAAAGAAGUGGUGUGGCCAUCGAUAAUUAUGGAAAGGAGGUUACAAAAUACAUGGUUUGACCAAUAGAUGGUAGUUAUGGAAAUGCAGUUUUAAUUUCAAUUCAGUUUUAAAGUAUUAUGUUUUAUUUUUUUAGAUUUGAUAACAUAGCAAUUAUUAGACUGAACAUAUGUCAAUUGGUCAUACUUGUGUUUUAAUAGAAUAGAUUACAGUUCACGUCAAAUCUUUAAGAUUACUAAUAUCUUUUAAAUUAUUACUCAAUUUGCAGGUCGAGAGAGAAGAAGAAACAAAGAAUGAGAAGACGAAAGAGAAAACAGCUGUCAUCAUCAUUGUUUGAGCCUAUACAAGAACCGUUGUGAAAUCAUCUUCUUCAUUGGUGAUGAUGAUGGAUAAACGCUUGGAUUCGAUGAAUCAGGUGGUGGAAGAGAUCAUGAGCAUCCACAGAUCCUUACCGCCUAGACCAGACAUCGACGACGUCGAAGCCGCGACUUCUCUCAUACAGAACGUCGAAAACGACGACCAGAGCCGCUUGGACGCCGUCGAUAGAGAGAUCAAAAGCUCCGGCGUUCCUCAGGAGCUUUUCGACGUGCUGCAGGAGAUGAGGAGAGGUCUUGUUCGUUUCCAGAGUAAAGAGCAGAAGCGAGAGGCCGCGAAAGUGCUCGAUCUCGAAUCUGCACACGUCCUGUUCGGCGAAUUGAUUCAGAGAGCUUAUGCGAAUCUCUCUCGGCCUCCGCUAGCGCCGGUUGUUUCUCCGGCGAGUUUGUAUUGUUCUGAUGAGGCUCUUGUCAAGUCCAAGGAGAUGUUCACGCGCGACGAUACGUUUGUUAACAAGGUCAAAUCUUCGCUCUAUAGUGACGGUUUCUUAGCUCCUCGCAAGCCUCAGGCUUUGGAUUCAACAACACUUCAGGCUAAGAACCUCACUGGCCAUGAUGGGGAGAAGCUGAGUCUCAUAAAGCUUGCAACUUUGAUUGAAGUGUCCGCCAAGAAAGCUACUCAGGAGCUGAACCUGCAGCACAAGCUGAUGGAUAAUCUCGAGUGGCUUCCUGAUUCUCUAGGAAAGUUAUCGAGUCUCGUUAGGCUGGAUCUGUCUGAGAAUUGCAUCAUGUCACUACCAGCGACCAUAGGAGGGCUUCUGUCUUUGACGAGGCUCGAUUUGCAUUCGAAUAGAAUCGGUCAGCUUCCUGAGUCUAUAGGAAAUUUGAUGAACUUGGUCAACCUGAACCUUAGUGGAAACCAGUUGACGUCUCUACCAUCGUCUCUGAGUAGAUUGGUCAAUCUCGAGGAGCUUGAUUUGAGCUCUAAUAGCCUCUCUGUUCUCCCUGAAACCAUUGGUUCCCUCGUGAGCCUCGAGAAGCUAGACGUUGAAACAAACAAUAUCGAAGAGAUUCCUCAUAGUAUCUCGGGUUGUUCUUCCUUGAAAGAGCUCCGUGUAGAUUACAACAGGCUUAAAGCUCUUCCGGAAGCUGUUGGGAAGAUAACUACCUUGGAGAUUUUGACCGUCCGUUACAAUAACAUUCGGCAGUUACCUACGACAAUGUCCUCCAUGGCUAACCUCAAAGAGCUUGAUGUGAGUUUCAACGAGCUUGAGUCUGUACCAGAGAGCUUGUGUCACGCUACAACGCUUGUUAAGCUGAACAUUGGGAACAAUUUUGCCAACCUGAGAUCACUCCCGGGGUUGAUAGGCAACCUUGAGAAGCUGGAAGAGCUUGAUAUGAGCAAUAACCAGAUCCGUUACCUUCCUUACUCUUUCAAAGCGCUUUCACAGCUGCGUGUUCUUCACACACAGCAAAAUCCACUUGAAGAGCUUCCAAGGGAUAUAAUCAAAAAGGGGGCUCAGGCCGUGGUUCAGUACAUGAAUGAUCUAGUGGAGGCAAGAAACACCAAAUGUCAAAGAACUAAGCAGAAUAAGAGUUGGGUCGACAGAAUCUGCUUCCUCUGCAAGUCCACCAACUAGAGAACACGGAGCCACUCUUGAACAAAAUCUGACUUCGAUUUCAUUCUUACAACUCCUGAAAGUCCAAUCAAAGAUCCCACUUGUAUACUUUGUAUUUGUUCAUACCUGACUUGAUCCUGAGGAAAAUGUAAUUCAAUUUCGUAAUGUCAAAUUGUUUGUAUUCUUGUUUCUCUUGUUGUAACUUUCUUAUUUUUGAAUGCUGAAUUGAAUUGUAAUUCAAUGCUUGUUUCUUCUU